Penicillium maclennaniae is the source of this 657-nucleotide messenger RNA. Its product is annotated as ETC complex I subunit. The transcript has 3 exons. Gene Ontology annotation, biological process: electron transport chain. The record is from RefSeq and is a predicted model, not a curated record. The coding region runs from base 1 to 657 and encodes 218 amino acids. NCBI's taxonomy places the organism in Eukaryota, Fungi, Ascomycota, Eurotiomycetes, Eurotiales, Aspergillaceae.
AUGUCGCUCUUCAGAAUUGGAGGUGCCGCUGGCCUCCGAGCGACCCGUCUGGUCGCUCCCGUCAAUGCCCGCUUUGCCUCCAACGUCGUGAAGGGGUCUCCUACCGUCAAGACCAACCCGUCCGAGGCUCCUACCUCGACCUACUCUAGCAGCUCCUUGAUCCGCAAGGAAGGCCCUGCCGAGGCAAUGACCCGUCACCAGCCCGAUUAUGAUGCCACCAUUGAUCACGGCACCUCAAAUUUCUCCCCGGUUCCCAAGCGUGUGAUGGACGGCAGCGAGCCUGGUGACUCUCUUCCCGCCGCCGUUCUCUCUGGCGCCCCUACCGACCUCCAGGCCCGCACUGUCCGCAUCUACCGCCCCACGAAGGCCGCUACCCAAUCUGGCCACUGGCACGGACAUCACUGGCGCAUGGACUGGGACAUCCUGCAGAAGGGUCACCGUUGGGAGAACCCGCUGAUGGGUUGGCAAUCGUCUGCCGAUAGCAUGCAGGGCACCAACCUGAAGUUCAAGUCGAAGGAGGACGCCAUUGCCUUUGCACAGAAGCAGGGCUACGAGUACUUUGUCCAGGAGCCUAAUGUGCGCCGGGUCGUCCCCAAGGCUUAUGCCAACAACUUCAUGCACGAGCCUAGAAAGCUCAAGCACAUCAAGACCAAAUGA